This is a messenger RNA of Pelobates cultripes (western spadefoot toad), 13759 nucleotides long. The record is from the annotation of a GenBank genome assembly. Lineage: Eukaryota; Metazoa; Chordata; Amphibia; Anura; Pelobatidae.
CUCUUUCUCUCUCUCUCUCAAUGUAACAAUCUCUCUCACACUGUAACAGUCUCUCUCUCUAUCUCUCUCUCUCUCUCUCUCAUGAAUGAGCUGACGUGCAGUGAGAGCCGCCCAGUCCUUUAUAAAGUGUUCUGAGUGCUGCAGGUGUCCUCACUCCACACUCAGUCACAGCCAUGAGUGGAGGCAGCGCUGCUCAACCUCAGCUUUACCUACCCCACCAUGCACCCACCUCACCCUGAACCCCACCACCAGCAUGUGGGACCCCAACAUGUCCAACGUGGUGAAGGAAAGGGGCAGGGGGAACCUGACCGGGGGAGAGGAGCGUGGCUCUGUGUCCGUGGCUUACCCCCUGUCCAUGAUGAUCACCGGCCUGCUGGGCAAUGCCCUGGCCAUGCUCCUCAUCUACACCUCCUAUGGCAAGAAGGGCAGUAAAAGGAAACACUCCUUCCUCCUGUGCAUCGGAUCCCUGGCCCUCACUGACUUCGUCGGACAGCUUCUCACCAGCCCCAUCGUGAUCUCUGUCUACCUGUCCAACAGGCAGUGGGCCAGGGUGGACCCCUCUGGACACCUGUGUGCCUUCUUUGGGCUCGCAAUGACCAUGUUUGGACUGUGCCCCCUCUUCAUUGCCAGUGCCAUGGCCAUUGAGAGGACCCUGGCCAUCCAGAGCCCCCACUGGUACUCCAACAACAUGAAGACUCGAGUCACCAGGCUGGUGUUACUUUGUAUCUGGGGUGGGGGGUUUCUCUUUGCCUUGUUGCCCAUACUUGGGAUGGGACAGUAUACUCUGCAGUGGCCUGGGACCUGGUGCUUCAUCAGCACGAACCAUUCCUCUCCUGGAAAUGUAUUCUUUGCCUCCUCGUUUGCUUCAUUGGGGCUCCUGUCCUUAAGUGUCACUUUCACCUGUAAUUUGGCCACUAUAAGGGCUCUGGUGAUCAGGUGCAAGAAUCGCAACGUUGCCUCUAAGACCAGCAAGCAGUGGGGGAGGAUAACCACAGAGACCCUCAUUCAACUCCUGGGAAUAAUGUGUGUUCUGUUUACCUGCUGGUCUCCUCUGCUGGUAGGCGGAUUUCACUCCUUUAAUGUGCUGACUGACCUCUUUUUUUCCAUCUAGUGGAGGGUAUCUGUUGAUGGACAUGUGUGGGUAAAAGUAGAGUACAAAGUGGGAGUUUGGACCUUUAGCUUCUGCAGAACCUCUUGACAAACACAAUUAACCAGCUUCCCUUAUCGUUGCAUAAUGUAUUGCUGGAGACCGUUUCAUUAAGUAAAUCACUGACUGGUCAUUCUGAUAUCAAAGAGGUUCUACAGUAGCUGUCAGAUGCAUCAUUUACAUACUUUUCAUUGUAACACUGUUGCAUGAUUGUAUGUAAGACACACUUCAAAAGUAUUUUACUAGAAUAUUUGUAUAUAUUUUACAUAUGGUUUUCAAAUAAUUUGAUACAUUUCAAAAUCAAAAUCCCUGUAUCAAUUAAUAGAUCUAAUAUAGUCAAACAAAUUAUGAAUCUUUAACUCAGAGAUAGUUAAUAGCUAAAAAGAUUCUUCUAAUUACUAUCAGUGCAAAUAGUGUCUGAUUACUUAUAUCAUCAGUUUGGAAUACAACUUUUUUUUUUUUUUAGCAAUGAAAAAAUAAACUUACAGGAAUCAGGAAAUAUAUAAACAUUAGGAUGAACAAAUUCAUUUUAUGAUUCGUAUAUUAUUAUAACAUAAUGAAUAUUGCAAUAUAUGUAUAAUUUAAAUUAUUCUGCCUGUAAUUUAAAAGAAUGGUUCCUUGAGUUUUUGAAAACUUGAGGGGUGAGCUGUAGAAGUUUCUAUUGGUUGAUAACUGAUCACAAUAUUGCAGUGAGAGAGCAUGUGCUUAUUUAAAAAUGAAGACACAAUUCCACAUGUCCCAGAGUGAUGGGCUUUCUGUAGAAAUGUUUUUCACAUACAUGGGCAUAAGACAAUCUGUGAUCACUAACUUGCAUUAACCCCUUAAGGACCAAACUUCUGGAAUAAAAGGGAAUUAUGACAUGUCACACAUGUCAUGUGUCCUUAAGGGGUUAAAACAGGCUGUGUCUUUACUAAAUGGGUCACCAAACAAGCAUAUGGUUAUUCACUUUCAUUUACCUAGGAAAACACUUUCUAUGAUACGGGCAUCAUCAUUGCCCCAUGAUGCCAGGGCAGGUUCAUGCACACUCAAGACAUUUACAGCAGAUGUGCCCAAAAGGUAGAUCCCCAGAUGUUUUAAUGAUGCGUUGUAAUUGAAAAGGCAUUCUAAAGGCAUGCAAACCAUCACGUUGUAUUUCUACAACAUCUGGGGAACUUCCUUUUGGGUACCCCGGAUAUACAUAGAAGUGCCAUACAGAUUUAUUUGUGCUUAUUGAUCCCUUCAAUAGUGCAACACAUUAUUAUUAUUCUUACUAUUUAUAUAGCGCCAACAAAUUCUGCAGCGCUGUACAAUGGGUGGACUAACAAGCAUGUAAUUCUAACCAGACAAGUUUGACGCACAGGAAAAGAGGGGUUGAGGGCCCUGCUCAAUGAGCUUACAUGCUAGAGGGAGUGGGGUAAAGUGACACAAAUGGUUAGGGUAGGAGUAGAUUGGUAGAAUGGUAUUCACUGGAGACUUAGUGUGUUUUUUAAUGACAGUUGCAGGAGAGGAAUCAAUUGGGAGCUGUUAACAAUUUAACCCCUUAAGGACACAUGACUAAUGUGACAUGUCAUGAUUCCCUUUUAUUCCUGAAGUUUCUUCUUUAAGGGGUUAAUUGUUACGCUUGCGCCGUACCUGUAUAUACUCCACUACAGAGGGUUACAUUAAUUCACAUGGUAUGCUCUGGUUAUGCCAGGGCAGCCUGGCAUAUGUAAAACAGUAUUUUAAAAAUUAUAAACCAUUGUGAAUAAAAUGUAGAAAAACACACCCUUAUAUGCUAUGAUAUAGCUCUGAAAUAAUCACACACAGAGAUAUUCACUUAAGGGAAAAUUCAAAGUGCAUUUCAAAAUAGCCAAACUCGAAAAAGUUUGCUAAGACAAGUAUUCUUUCAACUUGGCUACGUUAAAUUUGAAUUCAAAGUUUAGUAAAUAACCCUGUCAGUAAACAUUUGAAAGUUGUGAUUUACACAGCGCAGUUUUGAGGGACAUUUUUUUUUAAAGCUGUCAAAGUAUUUUAAGGAAGCUUCCCUGCUUCCAGGUGAUUAAAUCACUUGCUGGUAGACUGUAACUGUGAUUAUUACAGAGUGGGGAGGGAUAACCCUGUGUCAUUAUAUAGGUCUAGCAGUACAUUUUCGUGAAUAUCUAUAAUUUACAUUUUUUUUUUUUAAAGAAUUCGCACAUUUAAAAUGCUCAGUGAAGAAAUCAUCUGGUGCUUUGAGACAUAAGUGUUUUAUUUUUUGAGAUUCAACUGUUUGUCUAAAACUGUAUUCUUUUUCCCUUGUCAACUUUCCACAAUCCCUGGUUUAUUUAAUAAACCCCACACAUUUUGCCCCUGAGACUGCAUGCUGCAGACUGCAACUCUCAUCAUCCUCAACCACACCCAGGUGAGGAGGGUUUCUGCAUGUUUUGCAAUGCAAGCCUGGUGUGUGGUGUGAAUAGUAUCUUAAAUCUAGCAGUUCAGUGUAACAAGGAUUUUUACACCAUAUAUGGAACAUAAAGCAAUUUUUUCAAUCGUUAGAGAAAAUGCAAUGAUAAUAUGUGCUCUCAAUCCCUAUCCUAUAGGGACACUAUAGGCACCAAAUGACGUCGGGACAUGAUUGCAUUAGGACAACUCCGUACGAAAGCACUGAAUCAAUGCUUUCCUAUGGGGUUUUAGCUGACGCUGGAUGCCUUCAUGCAGAGCGUGAGGUUGCCCAGCGUUCGUUUGCCGACAAAAAGUCGCCUAACGUCCGUGAAACGCUUCUAGUGGCUGUCUGGUAGACAGCCACUAGAGGUUGGGAUAACCUUGCAAUGCACUAAGUUUGUCAAUAACUGCAAUAAUUAUAAUUGCAGGGUUAAACUGACAGUGACAGUGCACCCAGACCACUUCAAUGACCUGAAGUGGUUUUGAUGCCUAUAGUGUCCCUUUAAGCUAAAGUUGUUUUGGUGACUAUAUAGAGUACCUUUAAUCCUAGCUGUGGUAACAUUAUUAACUACAGCAAAGUUCCGGGAAAGAUUUAGUCAUGAUAAAUUUGUCCUUGGAGAAAUUUCUCUAGCUCACUAGUUCUGUUUUGGGUGUGAUGUACUAAUUUAUGAGAUAAAGCUCUCCAGAUCUUAUCUUAUCCUGUGGACUAAUUCACUGUAUGUACAGUCAGUUUCUGACAAUGUAUAGUUCUGUAGAAUAUAUCAGAGGAAAACCGAUUUAUCUUCCUAAAAUGAAAGACCACCAAAGGGUUUAGUCAUCGACAAGUUUAUACACUAAACUCCGAAUUGUAGCGAAGUAAAAUCAGAAUAUUAAUAUUCAGGCUUAUCUAGCCUAGCUGGAAAAUUUUCAAAGAUCAGCUAUUUUAGACUAAAUUUUAGUUGACUAUAAUUUGAAGUUUACUGACCAGCUCUGUAAUAGUAAGUUGUAGUAAGCUGGACGAGCUCCAGUGUCAGUUUCUCCCCCCCCCCAUAGAAAAGCAUUGAUUCAAUGUUUACUAUAGGGAGGUCUAAUGUGCGUGCGGCUGGUGGGAAUUUAAAGCAGCACUGUUACCCAAAUAUUAAAAUGAGUAUUUCAUUAAUAUAGGAACUUUAUGAAAUACUUAUUAUGACUGUGUUGGAAUUUCACUGAUAUUCCAACCCAGUCAAGAGAAAUACAGUCUGUCUGUCAAGACCUAUAGCCAUCAUCAGUGAUGGCUGCUGGGUAUUGACUGUGUCUAUGGAGGAUCCCUACGGUGUCGCGGGAUUCUCCAUAGGACUCAAAGCUAUAUUCACACGCAUGCGCGAGAAUACAGCAGUGAUGUUGGCUCCUGGUGCUGAACGCCAGGAUCUGAAGAGGAGAAGUGCAACCAAGAUGGUGGUGUCCGCGGGGGAAAGGUUCAGGCAAGUAAUCUUACCCUUAUCGCCCCUUGCAGACACUGGACCAUCAGCUGCAAUGUCAUCAUCAAGGGACUUCAUGAAUUCUAGAACGUUUCCCCAUGGUGACAGUGCCCCUUUAAGGCGAAAGUAUCUAAACUGAAUGCAUAGCUGACUAAGAGAAUUUUUCUAGAUCGACUAUUCUGACCUUACAUUUGAAAUCACUUUGAAUUCUCACUUUAAUAAAAAAACUCUGGCAGAUAGCUUGUAUACAUAGCUGAAGUAAUAUGUAGUAUGGAACUUUGUAUGGAACUUUAACAUUAAGAAAUAUUAUAUAGAAUUUGAUGCAUGCCAAAAAAACAUAUUGACAGGUUUGUUAUGAGAUCCCUCCCCCCCCACCCAUACUACUAAAAUAACAGUUAUCAUCAAUCGCAAAAACGAAUGCCCCUCUAGACCAAUUGACUUGUAACCUGUGGGAGUUUUGCCAUUCUCUAGUUUCAUUAGUCCUCUUAUCACCAAUUCUCUGCCAGCGGGAUUCCACAAAUUUGGAGAUUUUUGAAGAUUUUAAAUAUAGAAGAGUGGAGCAAAGUUCUAAAAGCAGGAAUCCACAGAGACACCCCACUGGUUUUAAGUACAAUUUUGCUGUGUUUAUCUGUUUGCAAAAAGAAGCGCAAAACCACCGUAAAGGAAAGUGACAAACCCAGACCGAAGAGUAAGAAUCCAGAUUUUAAACUGUUGUUUUCCCAGAUUACUUUAAAAUCCCAUAUAAUUGAUGAACUAAGUGCAGGUGCGACUGGCUAUAGAUGUAAUUGCUGCUCAGCACAGCUGGAACUUCCUACACAGAAUAAUGCUUUCAGCGGAACCAUUCCAGACACAUGGCUCGAUACAAAAACAUGUUGAGUCACAAAAUCCUUUUAAGCGCUUAAUCCGUAUGUGGCAUGUAUUUCAGUGGAUUCCUCCUGUUUAUGUAGGUGGGGGACACGGUAUCUGAUAUUACAAUAUUACGUUAGUGAGUGACCGAAGGUAGGAAUGUGGAUGUUAACCCUCUGAUGGCGGGAACAAUGUGCGAUACAUAGUUUUAUACAGGAAAUGGUGACGCAAAUAGUUAAAUCAGCUUCGUUCUCUACACCUGAUCUCACAUCACAAGCUAUAUAAAAGCCAUCUCCGUAAGGACACAUUGAAACACUUGCAUGUUUAUCAAACACUGAGUUGCAGAGUUAAUUGUCCUGUUGGUGUGUUGAAUGAAAAUCUGUCCUAUCUUAAUUACAUAGUUACAUAGCAGUCUAGGUUGAAAAAAGACUAUCAAAGUCCAUCAAGCUCAACCUUGAAACCCAUUGUUUUCUGCACUUGUAAUUAUCACGUAGAUUUACUAGAGUGAACCUGGAUUCAACGGGAUUCAUUGCAAGGUUUGGUGUUCAGUCUGUGAAGGUGUGUUGGGUUUGUUGCUCAGUCUGUAGAAAGCUGUAGUAGUCUUUUUACAGCAACCUGCAGGUUUUUAUGUUUCACAGAGAGAUGCCGAAUUCUUUGUGUGAAUCUGCACAGUAUGUGGAGUGUUUAAUUUUUUAAAAUUAUUCUGUGGAGUUUCCUCUGAAAGAGGACUCGCCUUGAUGGCAUUCACCUAGAAGACUGUGUAUUUUUCGAGUUCUUGAUUUUUAUCCAAUUUUAGGUCCUUCAGGCACCUUAAUGACUUUAUCUCAAUGAAGUCAUUAUGGUGUCUGGAGGUUCUGUGCAGCGUCCAAGGCUUUCCAGACGUCCAUCUGAUUGAAGCCUAUAUUUCUACUGUGAUGUUUAUGACUUCACUCACUAACAGUCAAGCAGACAUACAGUUAGCUAUAUAUAGACUACCAGCCCUCAUUGUCACUAUGCCUUAUGGAAUCUUAACUACCCGUUAUACUCAGACCUUUGUUUUGCCUUGAUGCCUUGUUAUAAAAUACCAACUUAUAUAGAUUACUUUAAAUUUAAACUCAAUAAUAAAAUAUGUAAUAUAAUUAGAGGGACACUGUAGGCACCCAGACCCAGAAGUUAUCUGGGUGCAUGUUCCCAGGUCCCUUAACUCAACAAAGAAAAUGAUUAGUUAUUAAUUAAUUGCAAUAAUUAUCUUUAUUGAUUAACACCACCUCUAGUGGAACACUUUGUUUUCCUGGCACUAUAGUUUCCCUUUAACAGUUGUGAAAAAAAUAUGCAUUGACUAAAAUCUGCAGAAAUAUUUUUUAAGACCUAAAAAUGUACCUUUCAGUAGCUGCAGAACUCUACAACUAAUUGAAAUCCAUCCAUGUGAUUGGUUUAGGAAAAAUUAAUAGAUAAAUCCACCCAUUUGCUCCUCACAUACUCCCUUGUUAUUACUGGGCAUUGUCCAUUAAUGUGCAUUAAGCACAUAUAUCUAGUCCAAAGAUUCUUUCCUGAGGUUUCAAAAUUUGCAUUUAAAAAAAACUCCUUUCUUUGAAAUUCAAUAUAGACCCCCAUUUAGUAUUAUCAGACUAAAGAAUAUAUUACCAGUGAGGCAGCUAAAGAGUAGCUAAAGAUAGCCAAAUCCCAUAAGAUAAAGGAAGGAGAGGCACGGAUGAGGAUAUUUCACUCUAGGAAAGUUUUUGCAAAAAAUGCAAAUGAGAUUGCCACUUUGAGUUUUCUAUGUGAGAAUGUACAACUCUGUACACCUGUUAAAUUGCAGAUACAUAUACAUACAAUUAUAGAAAGGGAAUAUUUAAAGGUGCAGAAGAUCCUGACCAAAUAAACUUGCAGUCUAUGAAAUUUGAGGUAGGGAGAUAAAUAUGUUGUCUUGGCCAAGGUCACUCAUUAGUGAAGUGGUCUGACCAGGAUCUGAGUAUGGGGUUCCCAGUUCUUAGACAGUUAUGUUACCACUGGUCUAUCCAACCAACUGAGAUCCAUAAACAGAGUUUCUAUGAACAGUAAACAAACUGAGAUUCUCUGCCACCUCUCCCCACCCCUCUGCCUGCACUAAAAUCUCUUAAAUUUGACAUUGCUGGGUUUGAAAAAGGUCAAACGAUUGAACAUAUCUAUCCAAAUGCUAGGUGACAUCUGUAGAGAUUGUUAUUUUCUUGCAAUGGUUGUUUUCACUUUACUAAGAAUGACAUAAAGGAUGAGUAUUUCAACAACAAAAGGGCACGAGAUAAGGUAAAAAGGAAAGACUCCGAAAUAUGUCUUGAUUAGUGAUGUCCCGAACGGUUCGCCACGAACGGUUCGCCACGGACUCAUCAUUGAGUAAACUUUGACCCUGUACCUCACAGUGAGCAGACACAUUCCAGCCAAUCAGCAGCAGACCCUCCCUCCCAGACCCUCCCACCUCCUGGACAGCUCACUAAGAAUGCAGCUUCAAAAUAGAUGCUGUCCAGGAGGUGGGAGGGUCUGGGAGGGAGGGUCUGCCGCUGAUUGGCUGGAAUGUGUCUGCUGACUGUGAGGUACAGGGUCAAAGUUUACUCAAUGAUGAGUCCGUGGCAAACCGUUCGCGAACCGUUCGGCGAACCAUCCGGGACAUCACUAGUCUUGAUGAUCGAUUGUGGAAACAAGAGUUACGAUCUGAAAGUAUACAACAGCAACACUGCAAGUGUAAUAUAAUACACACUAUUGAUGUGGCAUUUUGGUUUAGAUGAUUCCAUCCAUGUGAUUGGUUUGGGAAAAAUUAAUAGAUAAACAAAAAUGGAGAGAAAACGGGCUAAUCAAUGUAAAUAUAUUAUGUAUAUAUUUUACUGUACACUGAUAAACUCAAUUUCAUGCCAAAAUUUAGUCUGAUACGGUAACAAAUGCAGAGCUUCUCAUACUGUGGUGUGGUGACUUCCUGUACCCUUUAUCUGGGACUUAAAUGAUAAAUGUUGCGGUUUUAGUGGGCAUGGGGGAAAGAACCUAUGAGCACAGGUUUAUGUCAUGCCAUUUUAGAAGAGUUUGACUAAAGGAAGAAUACCCUGGCCUCUCUGAUGUGUCUUGGCUAAUGUGGAUGGGGAAAGUCUACAUUUACCCGUCCUUCUUUAGCCAGCAAUAAUAGCUUUAGAAUGCUGGGCUAAAACAGCUCAGAGACUCACAGGCAAUUAUUGUCACCUAAAGUUAAAUUACUUUGGACAAUUAAUGGGAAUGUUAAACGAACUGUCCCGGCACGAUAGCCACUACAGCUCUCUGUAGAGGUUAUGGCUGUCACAGGAGUCGUACCCCAACAAUCAGGAAGAGUGGAAACUCUCAAAAGGUGGAUACGAAAGACGUUUUACCGAGCCUUAGAGUGGCUGGACUUAACGUAUUAAUAUAGAGAAACAAGAUCAAGGUAAGCCAGGUCAGGAUACCAGAAAUCACUAGUCAAAUAAUAAGCCGGGUCAGGAUACAAGAAAUCACAAGUCAAAUAAUAAGCUGGGUCAGGAUACUAGAAAUCACAAGUCAAAUAAUAAGCCGGGUCAGGAUACCAGAAAUCACAAGUCAAAUAAUAAGCCAGCUCAGGAUACUAGAAAUCACAAGUCAAAUAAUAAGCCAGCUCAGGAUACUAGAAAUCACAAGUCAAAUAAUAACCUGGGUCAGGAUACCAGAAAUCACAAGUCAAAUAAUAAGCCGGCUCAGGAUACCAGAAAUCACAAGUCAAAUAAUAAGCCGGGUCAGGAUACCAGAAAUCACAAGUCAAAUAAGCCAGCGCAGGAUACUAGAAAACAAAAGUCAAAUACUAGUCAAAGUCAAAGUCAAUAACAGGAAUAUAGCAAAAGAGACUUAUUACAGCACUAACAUGUAUCAUGACAGAUACAACAAUAGGGCAUGAGUAAGGGCUAGAACAGGCUUUAAACAGGUUCAAGAAGAGUUCCCACUGGUCCACAUCAUCUCUGCAACCCCAAACAGCAUGGGGUCGCCUAGAUGAUGUGGUCCCUUUAGGGCAUGAGGUCAUGGCCAUAAUUUAUUUUAUUAGGAGCUGCAGUUCAUGCCACGAACCAGCAAAGGAAGCCAUUUGUGGGACCAAAGGUAAGUAUACUACUAUUCAGGCUUUUUGGCCACGUAGGGAGUUCUGGCCACGCGGCCUGAGGACUGCAGUAAUGCGGCCACAUGGUGCGUUCUGACCGAGGAGAGGUAAGUUUGUGACAAUGGCACCAGGAGUGCCUUGACACCCCUCUCAGCAUAAGUAAUCAAACUGUUUUUGAACAGUUUGACUUCUUACCUGGAUUCUACCGGGCACCACUCAACUACCAUCUUCAGAGAGUCGUAAGCAAGAACUUCUAUUAGGAAAGUCCAAGCACAAUACCCUUGCUACUCGCUCAGGCUCGUAUCCUUUGACCUUAAUCAUUCCUAAAUGAUGCAAAUCAUGACUUUGGCACUUUUUUUAGUCAUUUGAUUGGGCAUCAAUUCUAUGCACUGUUCAGUAUGAAUUGACACAGGUUAUGAUGUCAGGCAUAUCAAAACUUCUACCUGCUUGGGACUCUUCUAGUGGUUUCUUAACAUAUUUUCAGUCCUUGUUGGUUUUCUGGUUUUGACCCAGCUCAUCUUGUUCCUGAUUUGUCAUUUCGCUGACCCAGAUAAAGGUUUGUCCUGUCUAGGAUUACACUAGUUUUAGGUUAUCAGUACUGAGAUUUCCUAUAACUAAGUGUUAAGCCUGACUCUAAGGCCCGGUAAUACUUUGCCUUUGAUAGGCUGCUGACCUAUAUCUCGCUCAGGAUUCUCUCCAGGUUUGUGUUGAUCCACGUUUUGCUUAUUUCCACAAGGUUGACAGAACUGAUUCCUCUUAGACUUUAGAACAUAAUCAAAAUAUGGGGGUCACAAUGUUGCUAAUUUGUGAAAGAACAAAUCUAUCCCAUGUGCAAAUUGGGGCAGAUUUGUUCUUCCACAAAUAAAUAAAUAAUACAAUCGUGAUACCUAUAACAAUAUCUUCUUUAAUGUGUCGAAUUAACAAAACUACUCUUACCUGAAAUCUGGCUGAUAUACAUUAUUAUUGUCAUAUUUUUAGAGCGCCGUCAAAUUCCGCAUCGCUUUACAAUGGGUGGACAAACAGACAUGUAGUUGUAACCAGACAAGUUGGACACACAGGAACAGAGGGGUUGAGGGCCCUGCUCAAUGAGCUUACAUGCUAGAGGCAGUAGGGUAAAAUGACACAAAAAGGUAAGGAUAGUAUUAGACUAGUGACAGUUGUAGAAGAGGAAUCAGUCAGGAGCUAUUAACAGUUUAAUGGAUACGCUUUUAUGAAGAAGUGGGUUUUUAACGAUUUUUUGAAGGAGUGGAGACUGGGUGAGCAUCUAACAGAGGAGGGAAGAGAGUUCCACAACGACGGUGCAGCCCUCGAGAAAUCUUGAAGGCGAGCAUCAGAGGUGGGAGUACGGACAGAAGAUAGACGUAAGUCUUCAGCAGAUCGUAAGAGCAUAGACGGGACAUACUUGUGUAUAAGGGAGGAUAGAUAGGUGGGAGCAGCAUUAUGUAGAGAUUUGAAAGCAAGAUGAAGUCCCAGUUAUUACAUACACUGGCUAAUGUACAAUGCAUUAAUUCUCAAAAUCAUACUUUAUCUCAUUUUGUGUCUAAACAUCUAGUCUUACCAAACAUACUAUGAAGGCAGAAACAUGCUUUUAUGAUGUUCUUUAUCCUGAUUAUGACCAAUGUGAUAGGAUGUCAAUUUUUUUAUUUUACUAUUUCGCCUAAUAUUAUGUUUUACAAAUUUUUAAUGCCAUACAGUUAUAUACAUAUAUGUUGUUUCGUUGCUGAUAUCUCUUUUUGUCCCAACAGGUGAUAAUGCUAAAAAUGAUUUCCAAUCACACAUCGAUUGAACGUUGCGGAAUGUCCAUGCAGGGUUCGGAGACACAGAAAGACUGCAGUUUUUUCUUGACUGCGAUAAGGCUGGCAUCGCUAAACCAAAUACUCGACCCUUGGGUCUACCUGUUGCUUAGACAAAUUCUCCUCCGGAAGUUUCGUCAGGUUGCAAGUGCUGUCUCAAAUUGCUCUAACGACAGAAUGAAAGAAACUCCGAUGAUCUUAACAACAGAAGUAAAGCCGGAUGGGUGACCUUAACACGUGGAUUUACAUUUGACAAAGCUUCAAAAAUGAACUAUUACUUACAUUGACAGCAUGCAGUAUUCAAUAAAAGCUUUUUGUUUCUCUGUGUGAAACCUAAUUAAAUCAGAAAAAUUGAUAACUACAUUCUUCUCCCAGGAAAACAUUUUAACAAAUAAGUAUUAAAGAAAACUAUAAUGUAGAUAUUUAAUUUCAAAUAGAUAUUCUAAGCAACAUAGCCAUUACAGAUUACUGUGGUAGUUAUGACUCUGGUUCUUUGGGUGCAAUCCUCUCAUUUUCUGUCAAAAUCUUUUUUGCCGGUCUGUUUCUGUCUAUGCCUGUGCGUGUCUUUGUCUAUGUUUAUGUCUGCCUGUGUAUACGUGUUUGUAUCUGUCUGUGUUUAUGUGUGUGUUCCUGUCUGUGUCUUUGUCUGUGUUUGUUGACCAAUUAUUAUUAUUUUUGGGCUCACGUUUUGGGUGUUUCCUCACCCUAGCAAUGACCCUGCUUCAAACUCCUAUAAAACAGUUUGACAGGAAAUGGAAAGGACAGUACCCAAGAACUCUUGCACCAUAAUCACUGCAUUACGUUUAGUGGUUUAGUGCUUUUAGCAUCCCUUUAACCUGCAUAUUUGUAAUUUAAAUACCUGUUUACUGGAAGAGAAAUUUUUAUUAUAUCAUGCCUUCUGAUUUAAUUAAUGAUGACAUUUCUGGUCUAACAAUGGUUAACAAAAGUGCAUAUGCUCAGGUCUGAAUGAAGCCAAAUAGUUUGAAGUCGCCAAGUCCUGGGACGGUCAGAUAACGGGCAAAUAUUGUAGUUAGAUUCCUAUGCCAGGGAGCAUAUAUAUAUAUAUAUAUAUAAAAGGCCCUGGUGUUCUACCUUGCUGGGUAGCAGAGCUGAUGUCCGCUUGGGUAUUUCCCAGGUCUAGUAGUAGGCUCUUCUUUUCACUGACCUAGAGCCCAUGCCUCCACAGAUGGGUCUGUUGCAUUUCUGCCAGCCUGGUUGCGAAAUGAGGCUAAGCAUGAUGGCUAUAGUGAAAGUCGAAGGCCUCAUCAAAGUCACUAGUGUUCUCAUGCUUACUUAUAUAGGGGACUAUUAACAGAAUUCUGGAGAACUAGCAAAAGAAUUUACAAACAAACAAACAAGGACAAAAAGUCAAGCUGGUAAAACAAAAACAAUUUUUUUUUUAAAAUUUAACAAUUUUGACUCAAAAUGUACAAUUAUCUCAUAAUUUCUCCCCAGCUCGCAGUUUAGUGAAUAAAACCCAAGGGUCCUUGGAUGUCAUAGUUUGCAUUCAGAAGGAACAACAAUACCUCCCUCUAGCCUACUAACAGCGUUACUGGGCAAGCUCCACUAGCAUUUAAAGUAUACCCCUUUGCUGCUUGCAUGCUCAAACAAUGGAGGUUGAACUCUGCAAAUACUUAAUGUGAAAGAGCCCUGGAGGCUCGCAUUUCAGCUAUAAAAUUACUGUAUAAAAUGCUGCUAACUGGAUAAUGAGAUUUAUCCUCUGUGCCAAACGUCUAUCUUUUAUAAGUGUAUGUGCACAAAUGUGCAUAUACUUAUGUACAUAUAUAUAUAUAUUUGAGAAAAGAGCUAUUGAUUACAUAUACAGUAAAGUCUGUACACUACAGAGAAGAUUGUUUAAAGGAAUAUUAUACUUAUGAUUUAGAUCAUUGAUUUUUUUGACAGCAUGUUGCACUGGCACCAAAUUCCAAUCAUCAAUAAAAAUGCAAAAUGUAGCAUAAUGAAUGACUGUACUGCAUGGCAACACUUGUACAAUCAGUGUAUGGAGUAAAAUCAAAGCAGAUUGUCAAACUGGAAUGCAAAACAUUUGCCAUUGAUUAAAGUUUUAUGGAAUGGUUCUAGCAGUUUA